UUGGCUGUGCAAAGGACUCGCACUCUGAGACUCUGGUUGUAUCGAAAAAACCCAACCAAACGCGAAGUGUUUGUUGUUACCCUGAAAUUUGAUUUUACAUCUCUUCUCUCACUCCUCACAUCACCUUCCUCGUUCGUAUCGUUUUAUAUAAAACGCUCUGUAAUCUCAUCAUUUCUUUGACUUACACUCUCUGUCUAUCGAAUCCUCGUCUCCCUCCAUGGCUUCCUGUAGCCUAGGAGUUCCGAAGAUUAAAAUCUCAGCGGUAGACGUGAGGAGAGUAAGAUCUGGAACCUUACAGAUUCCAUACAGUCAGAGAUCAUUGUUUGUUCAAAGGCAGGUUAAGUACUUGAGUCUGAGGACAAGUGUUGGAUCUUUGAAAGCUCUCCAAGUGUCUACUGUCACAGCUGCGGAAACAGCAGCUAGUGCAGAAGUAGAAGAUGCUGAAAAGACCAAGUCAUCUCCGUUGAACGCUCAGCUCGUUCCCAAGCCCUCUGAGGUGGAAGCUCUUGUCACUGAGAUAUGUGAUUCCUCAUCAAUUGCAGAGUUUGAACUGAAACUAGGGGGUUUCCGCCUAUAUGUAGCAAGGAACUUAGCUGACAACAACAUUAGUCCACCACAACCUCAGCCAAUUCCUGCAGCUAAUGAAACUGCUGGUUCGAAUGGAUCAGCUUCCUCUACUUCAUUAGCUAUCACAAAACCAGCAUCUUCAGCUGCUGAUCAGGGUUUGAUUAUUCUCCAAUCUCCAAAAGUAGGAUUCUUCAGGAGAUCCAAAACCAUAAAGGGUAAACGCACUCCUUCCUCCUGUAAAGAGAAAGACCAAGUGAAAGAAGGUCAAGUUCUGUGCUACAUUGAACAGCUCGGUGGCCUGUUCCCUAUCGAGUCUGAUGUUACGGGCGAGGUUGUCAAGAUACUCCGAGAGGAUGGAGAGCCUGUAGGAUACAAUGAUGCUCUCAUCUCGAUCCUUCCUUCCUUCCCUGGGAUCAAGAAGCUUCAGUAGUACUAGAACCAGACUUGAGCUGGUUUUGAGUUGUGAAACUAUGUCUUGUGUAUGCUUUUAGAACAAAAAAAACUUCAUUCAUAUCUCUCUGUGUUUCUGUUUGUCUUUUACUUGUCUGAAAGUUUUUCUUCAAGACAUUGUUUUAUUCUGUUGUUUACUUAUAUGAAAAACAUUCUGAUACUUUUUUCUCUUAAUACAUAGACUAUUAUACAAACAUACAAUCCCAAGAUUUCAAAGAUCUUUUUGGGUUAAAAACGAUAUAGGUGAUGAUUUCUACUAGUUAAAAUUAUGGGCAUUGCUGUCACUGGCAGUUGAUUCCAACCGUUUGGAGGAGCUGCUUUCUGAACUUUUGUAUAAAUUCCUCCGCACUUUCGUUGAUGUCACGUUCUUUCACUGACCUCUUCCUUGCCGGAUUAUUCUCCACCAUCCCCGCUCUCUUUGGAUGUUCUCCACCAUUCUUCGGCUCGUAGGUUGAUGAUACGUAUGAA
This is a messenger RNA of Brassica oleracea var. oleracea, 1485 nucleotides long. Its product is annotated as biotin carboxyl carrier protein of acetyl-CoA carboxylase-like. NCBI's taxonomy places the organism in Eukaryota, Viridiplantae, Streptophyta, Magnoliopsida, Brassicales, Brassicaceae. The transcript has 9 exons. The record is from RefSeq and is a predicted model, not a curated record. Bases 218 to 997 code for a protein of 259 amino acids.